AUGUUGUUACUGCCUCUAUUGGUUGCUUUGCCAGGCUUGAAUGUAGUCGAGAGCCGAAAAACACUGGCUGUGGAGCACUAUGUUGAGUACUGUGCUGUGAGCUGCAGAGCUUACAGUGCCUCAGUGACGGAGUUUGGAGCGGUUGGCGAUGGACAAACUUCGAACAUGCGGGCCUUUCAGACGGCUGUAGAUCAUCUGAGUCAGUACUCGUCGAACGGCGGGUCUCAACUUUAUGUUCCACCAGGAAGAUGGUUGACUGGUAGUUUCAAUCUCACCAGUCAUUUCACUUUGUUCCUACACAAAGAUGCAGUCAUUCUUGCCUCUCAGGACGAAAGUGAGUGGCCGGUGAUUGAGCCCUUACCGUCUUAUGGUCGAGGGAGGGACACUCAAGGCGGACGAUAUAGCAGUCUAAUUUUUGGAACCAACCUCACUGAUAUAGUCGUAACAGGGGACAAUGGAACAUUAGAUGGACAAGGUGAAGUGUGGUGGCAAAAGUUCCAUAAGGGGGAGCUUAGCUAUACCAGGCCUUACCUGAUUGAAAUCAUGCACUCAGAUGAUAUUCAGAUAUCGAAUCUGACUUUGGUUAAUUCUCCAUCCUGGAAUGUUCAUCCUGUUUAUAGCAGCAACAUUGUUGUUCGAGGCAUCACAAUUCUCGCUCCUGUGAAUUCGCCAAAUACAGAUGGGAUCAACCCUGACUCUUGCACGAACACGCGGAUUGAGGACUGUUAUAUAGUGUCCGGGGAUGACUGUGUGGCUGUGAAAAGUGGUUGGGAUGAGUAUGGUAUAGCUUAUGGAAUGCCAACUAAGCAGCUGGUGGUUAAAAGACUCACUUGCAUUUCUCCAACCAGUGCUGUGAUUGCUUUAGAAGAUUAG
Vicia faba (fava bean) is the source of this 873-nucleotide messenger RNA. NCBI's taxonomy places the organism in Eukaryota, Viridiplantae, Streptophyta, Magnoliopsida, Fabales, Fabaceae. The record is from the annotation of a GenBank genome assembly.